GUACGGUAACUGCGCGCUGGAGCCUGCAGUAAGGAGCGAGGCCUGCAGCUGUCACUGCUUGUCAGCGUGCAUUUCACUUCGGACCAUGGCCGCCCAGAUAGCAGACCGCUUGUCCGGCCAGGAGGAGGAAAUUCGCCGCCUUAGUGAUGAAAUCGGGCGGCUGCUUGACCUGGGACUAACCGGGACCGUAGAAGCGAAUGCCAGCCCGGCCUUGGAGCAGCUGCGGUCCGAGAACGAGAAGCUCAAAUACCGCAUAGUUCACCUGCAGCGUAGCCUAAAGGAGGAGCAGGAGAGGGGGAGGCCUGAGGAGAGCAGCGGCCAGGUCUGCAACGGGAGGCUGGAGAAGCAAGAGAAGAAAGGCUGCUCCGGGGAGGAGGAGGACGGGGCGACCGGGGAGAGGCCCGGGGCUGAGGCUGCGCCGGAGGAUAAGCAGAAUGUGCAUGAAAAGCCAUCCACUCAGCAGAACAAGAGAAAAAAGGUGAAGAAAUCAGGAUCUGAAGGUGGACCCAAGCAAGAGGAGGUAUGCAAUGCUCCAGCAUUUAUAUCAGACAGGCUACAGCUGUAUGAAGCUUUGAGAAGGGAACACGAUGCUUUGCUUGCAGAUCGUGCUAGAAACCAUAGUCAGCCUAUUAAAAUCACAUUAGCUGACGGGAAAGCAGUCAGUGGGGAAUCCUGGAGAACAACACCAUAUCAGGUGGCGGCUGGCAUCAGUCGCGGAUUGGCAGAUAAUAUCAUCAUAGCCAAGGUGAACAAUGAGCUUUGGGACCUAGACCGUCCAUUAGAAGGAGACUCCUCUCUGGAACUGCUUACAUUUGACAACGAGGAAGCUAAAGCGGUCUACUGGCACUCCAGCGCUCACAUCCUUGGAGAGACAAUGGAGAAUUACUAUGGUGGUUGUCUUUGCUAUGGCCCACCUAUAGAAAAUGGCUUUUAUUAUGACAUGUUCUUAGAGGAAAGAGGUGUGUCGAGCAAUGAAUUUCCUGCUCUGGAGAACAUAUGUAAAUCUAUUAUUAAAGAGAAGCAACCAUUUGAAAGGCUGGAAGUCCGUAAAGAGCUACUAUUAGAAAUGUUUAAGUACAACAAAUUUAAGUGCCGGAUUUUGAAUGAAAAGGUUAACACACCAACUACAACCGUGUACAGAUGUGGACCUCUUAUAGACCUGUGUAGAGGACCCCAUGUGAGACACACUGGGAAGAUCAAAGCCUUAAAAAUCUAUAAGAAUUCUUCUACAUACUGGGAAGGCAAGUCUGACAUGGAGACGCUGCAAAGAAUCUAUGGAAUAUCUUUCCCUGAUAACAAGCUGAUGAAAGAAUGGGAGACAUUCCAAGAAGAAGCUAAAAACAGGGAUCACAGAAAGAUCGGAAGGGAACAAGAACUCUUCUUCUUCCAUGAAUUGAGUCCAGGUAGCUGUUUCUUUUUGCCUAGAGGAGCCCACAUUUAUAACACUCUCAUUGACUUCAUUAAAGCAGAAUACCAGAAAAGAUAUUUUGCAGAGGUAGCAACUCCAAAUAUCUACAACAGUAAACUGUGGGAAGCCUCCGGUCACUGGCAGCAUUACAGUGAGAACAUGUUCUCCUUUGAGGUGGAGAAAGAAACUUUUGCUCUUAAACCUAUGAAUUGCCCAGGACACUGCCUGAUGUUGUCACACCGCCCUCGGUCCUGGAGGGAGUUACCCCUGCGCUUAGCAGAUUUUGGCGUCCUUCAUCGUAAUGAGCUUUCUGGAACAUUAAGCGGUCUUACUCGAGUCAGGAGAUUUCAACAGGAUGAUGCUCAUAUUUUCUGUACUAUGGAACAGAUAGAGGAAGAGAUGAAAGGAUGUCUUCAGUUCCUUCAGUCUGUAUAUGCUGUGUUUGGGUUCACUUUCCAACUCCACCUCUCAACCAGGCCUGAUAAUUACCUGGGAGAAAUAGAGAUUUGGGAUCAAGCCGAAAAGCAAUUAGAAAACAGCCUAAAUGAGUUUGGAGAGCCAUGGAAACUAAACCCAGGAGAUGGAGCUUUUUAUGGCCCCAAGAUUGAUAUUACAAUCAAAGAUGCCAUUGGCCGGUACCAUCAGUGCGCAACCAUACAGCUAGAUUUCCAGCUGCCCAUCAGGUUUAAUUUGACGUAUGUGAGCAAAGAUGGAGAUGAUAAGAGAAGACCGGUUAUUAUUCAUCGUGCCGUCUUAGGAUCAGUAGAGAGGAUGAUAGCUAUUCUCUGUGAAAACUACAGUGGAAAGUGGCCAUUCUGGUUGUCACCCCGUCAGAUCAUGGUAGUCCCUAUAGGACCAAGCUGCGAUGAAUAUGCGCAAAAGGUAUGCAAGGACUUCUUCGAUGCAGGCUUCAUGGCUGAUAUCGACCUGGACCAAAGCUGCACUUUAAACAAGAAGAUACGAAAUGCGCAGCUGGCUCAGUACAAUUUCAUUUUUGUGGUAGGAGAGAAGGAGAAGGCUAACCUUGCAGUGAACGUGCGAACAAGAGAUAACAAAGUACAUGGGGAGGUUUCCAUAACAACCGCAAUACAAAAACUGCUCAACCUGAAGACGUCACGCUGCAAAUAUGCAGAAGAAGAAUUUUGAUGGUGGAAUGAAAAACCCCAUAUGCAUUUUCAAGCAAGUUGGAUACUGUAAACAAGUCAGUUGCCAAUAAAAUGAAAUUGACAACUUGAUAAAUAA
Messenger RNA from Spea bombifrons (plains spadefoot toad), 2650 nucleotides. RefSeq names its product threonine--tRNA ligase 2, cytoplasmic-like. Gene Ontology annotation, molecular function: ATP binding; threonine-tRNA ligase activity. Gene Ontology annotation, cellular component: cytoplasm. Gene Ontology annotation, biological process: threonyl-tRNA aminoacylation. The transcript has 19 exons. NCBI's taxonomy places the organism in Eukaryota, Metazoa, Chordata, Amphibia, Anura, Pelobatidae. Bases 86 to 2554 code for a protein of 822 amino acids. The record is from RefSeq and is a predicted model, not a curated record.